UUAGAUCUGAUAGUGUAUAUUUGCGACGUCAAGCGCAAGUAAAAUAUAAUCUAAGCUACUUCACAAUAUUUUUAGAAUUCCAAAUAGCAGGAUCAAAACAAAGACAAAGUAAGCACUAUAAUUUGUAGAGCACUUAAAUGAAAUCAAAUUUCACGUUUAGAGUAGUUGGCACAAUAUAUCAACGAUCAGUGCUUCUGACGUCACAAAUAAACAGCAAAAAUACUGAAUUACAUUGCAAAGUAAACAACCUAUAGAGACACUACUGUCCUGUUGUGCCAUAAUGCCGUUAACCGCUCAAUUUGUGCGCAAUUUGCAGCGGUUCCGACUAGUGACCUUUGACGUAACUGAUACUCUGCUCCGACUUAAGGAUCCCAUCAAGCAAUACGCUCAAACGGCCGCAGCAUGUGGAAUAACCGGCAUAACCAAAGAACAGCUGGAACCCUGCUUUCGACAGCACUUUAAAUUGAUGAGCAAAACGCACGCAAAUUUCGGGAGCUGUUCGCCAAACAUGAAUUGGCAAACCUGGUGGCACCAGCUGGUGAUCGAUACAUUCACGUGCGCCGAUGCCAAUCUACCUAAAGCAACACUGCAAACGGUAGCCGAGCAGCUGCUCGAUGUCUUUCGCACCAGCGCCUGCUGGACACGAAUCGAUGGAGCAACCAGCUUCGUGGAACGUGUUCGGGACACCGGCAAAUGUGUGGGCAUCAUCUCAAAUUUUGAUCCCUCUCUGUAUCAGGUGCUCAACGCCAUGGGAUUCAGUGAUAAAUUUGAUUUCAUCAUUAACUCCUACGACGCGGGCGUCAUGAAACCAAAUUCCGGCAUAUUCCAAUUGGCUUUGGAGAAGGGCCGGAAUGUUGCACCUGCCGAAGCGUUGCACAUUGGCAACAAGCUGGACAUGGACUAUAUGGGUGCACGAAAUAGUGGCUGGUGCAGCCUGCUCGUGCAGGAAGAAAACAAGGAGCAGCCACUACAACGAAGUAACCAGCAGCUGCAGCCCGAGGCCAGGCACAGUUUUGCGAGUCUCGCUCAAAUGCUACAAGCGCUCGAGACAAAAGAGAUAUCCUGGUAAAGGCACAGUAAAAGUGAACAGCCUAAUCAUACAUAAACAUAUUAUUGUUAAUUUACAUUUAUAGUUUCCUUUAAUCUCCAUUAAAAUACAGAUAUUUAUGU
Drosophila mojavensis is the source of this 1170-nucleotide messenger RNA. RefSeq names its product rhythmically expressed gene 2 protein. The transcript has a single exon. Lineage: Eukaryota; Metazoa; Arthropoda; Insecta; Diptera; Drosophilidae. The record is from RefSeq and is a predicted model, not a curated record. Bases 281 to 1069 code for a protein of 262 amino acids.